UUCCAACUCAACGGAUCGAUCGCAGAAGGGGCGAGGCUGGCCGGUCUUGGGGGGUCAAGGCAGCCGGCUGACUCUUUCCCCAGCCACACAUAACACACACACACAAAGUUGGGGGGGGGGAGAGAGAAUUCUCCACAACCCAACACGAAAAGAUGACCAAGGGAGUCUUCUUCCCGAUUCUCCUGGUCCAACUCUUGGUUCUUUACGUUGCAGAUUCUCAGCUCUCCGGGCCUCAGGGACCCUUCGCCAAGACGGCAAAAGUAGGAGAGACGAUCAAGUUGGAGUGCCAUCUCAGCUAUCCUGUGGAGUUGGUUACUAGCUAUUUCUGGUACAAACAGACUGUGGGUGAAGCCCCGGUAGCAAUAGACACCACCAACUGUAAGGGGUCCGAUUGUAAAUUUAUUUCAAAACAAGGUGACAGCGAGCGUGUGCUGCUAUUGGAAAUCCGUAAUGUCCAGGUCAAUGACUCUGGGACCUACUACUGUGCUGAUAGGGAUGGCUAUGCUCCUCUCCAGCGGGGACCCAGACUGCUUGUUGGAGACAGUUCCACUGACAAGACGUCCGUCCUCGUCUUCCUCCCGCCGUCUGUGUCUGCCCAGAUGGACGCCGUCCCCUUGGUGUGUCUAGUCAGCGGGGUCUCUUCCAACGAGAUUGUCAUUUUCUGGAAUAUUUCCGGCGAGGUGACCCAAGGGGCGAGCGAUGUCGGGAAGCGGGAGCCAGACGGCAACUGGAACAUCACGAGUCAGGUCAUGGUGACCAGGGAACUGUGGACAAGCGGCGCUCUGUGUUCUUGUGUCGUUCAACUGGGAGAGAAAGUCCUGACAAAGAGUGUGUCCUUCACUGAACCGGCAGCAGCAAAGGCAGAAUGGUGUAACCAGGCGUUCCCUUAUGUUACCGCAGCCUCGGCGGUGGUGGCUUUCCUGAUGAUCCUUCUGAUCAUUUGGAUUUGCAGAAGAGGCAGAUCAGGGAAAGGAGGGAGAACCCAGGGGGAAAAUUUUCGCUUGACAGAGAUGUCGCAAAACGGGAGAAAGGGCCAGCGACCAUCCGGAAAGAGCCAUCAAACAGAGGCAAGGCCGGCACAUCCAGACAGGGUCCAGACUCCCGGUGGGCCUCUGUACGCCUCCUUGGAAUUUGCUGCACUGGAGAAGAGGAAAAAAAAGAAGGGAGGGCGCCAAUGAAAAUCUGGGAUUCUAUCCGGGUGGGAGUCGGGAUUUGCAAUGGAAGCCACAGCCCUGUGGAAAUCAGCCUGGAGCCCAUGAAAUGUCCAGCCAGUACUGAAGCUCCCCCUUCACCUUUACUAGUGUCUCACGGAGACCUGUUGAGGUCAGAGAUUGUUGGCUUAAUUCUCAAAGCAAUCUUUAAGGACACAACAAGACAGACUUUCUCCUUUCAGUUACUAUCAACCUGUUUCAGCCUUUUAUUGUCCCAGCAGGUCCUCUAACUGCAGUUGCUUUUGCAAAAUGCAUCUGUAAAUAAAAUAAGUUAUUCUCUGAUAAGAAGGAAGCUCCAGAGCUCGGUCACUUGUAUAUAAUUCUUCAGUGUGUUAUUGUCAUCGCUGGCUGGGCCAGUAUUUAUUGCCCAUUCCCAAGUUUCUAGCAGGCUAUUAAGAGCCAAACCCAUUGCUGUAGAUGCAGCAGAUUAGAGCUGAAAAUGUGUUGCUGGAAAAGCGCAGCAGGUCAGGCAGCAUGAGGAGAUGACCUGGGGUGUGCAGUGAGAGAGGGACUCACUGAAAUCCUUGGAGAGGGAGGAAGAGAACUUCUUCAAGGAAGGCAUCCUUGCAAGAAGAUUCGCAGGAGGUUAAAAUCUGCCUGACCUGCUGCGCUUUUCCAGCAACACAUUUUUCAGCUCUGAUCUCCAGCAUCUGCAGUCCUCACUUUCUCCAUGCAGUAGAUUAGAGUCGAGAUUAGAGUGGGGCUGGAAAAGCACAGCAGGUCAGGCAGCAUCCGAGGGGCAGGAAAAUCGACAUUUCGGGCAAAAGCCCUUCCUGUUCCUCAGAUGCUGUCUAACCUGCUGUGCUUUUCCAGCACCACUCUAACCUUGGACCCCAUUGCUGUGAGUCUGGAAUCGAAUGUUGGCAGAUUUUCUUCCCUGAAGGAUGUUGAGGGAAUACUUUCAAAUAAACCUGUUACACUAUAACCUGUUGUCCUGUUAUUAUUAGCUAAAAGACAUUAGCAGGGUUUUUUUUAUGACAAAUGUGGUCACCAAUUUAAAAAUCCAGUGAUUUUUUAAAAAAAAUUGAAUCCACAUCUGCUGUGAUGAGAUUCGAUCCCGCAUCUCCCGCACAAAAUCAGACCAGACUCGAAACGUUAACUCAGUUUCUCUCCCCACAAAUGCUGCCACAUCUGUUGAGUUGCUCCAGCUAAUUCUGUUUCCAAAUUGUACAGAAAUGCAAAGUGUGGUCAAUUUUGCGUCAACUCAAAACAUGUUCAGGCUGCUACAGCAGGAGAGCUUUUGCAUUGAUGUAGAGGGGGGAAGGAAUAAAGUUCAAAGCCUCUGCCUUGAUUAAAGUGUAAAAAAAAUGUCACGCAGCACCAGGUUAUAGUCCAACAGGUUUAUCUGGGAGCACUUGGUGCCUGGCCUGCUGUGCUUUGACCAGCAACACAUUUGCAGCCACCCCAGUCUUCAUGAAAGUGGUACAAUGCCACCCUCUCGUGGUGGAAUGGGGAAAUUGCAUGAGAGAUUUAAUAAGAGGGAGUGAAGCAUCUCCCAGCUUCCAUCAAGUAACAGUUGGAGAUGCUUUGGAGAUGCCAAGGUUGGACUGGGGUGCGUAAAGAUAAAAAUCACACAACACCAGGUUAUAGUCCAACAGCACUAGCUUUCGGGAUCCUGCUCCUUCACCUGAUGCAGGAGCAGUGCUCCAAAAGCUAGUGCUUCCAAGUAAAUCUGUUCAAGUAACAGUGGGAUCCGCACAGACACAGGUUCAUUUUUUUUUUAAAAAAUGGACUGGUAAAUGCUUUGAUAAAGU
This is a messenger RNA of Hemiscyllium ocellatum (epaulette shark), 2965 nucleotides long. RefSeq lists its product as uncharacterized. The transcript is spliced from 8 exons. The record is from RefSeq and is a predicted model, not a curated record. Lineage: Eukaryota; Metazoa; Chordata; Chondrichthyes; Orectolobiformes; Hemiscylliidae. The coding region runs from base 153 to 1178 and encodes 341 amino acids.